AUGCGCGAGCAGUGCACAGGCGGCCCGUACACCAAGUUCUUCUAUCCUCUCAAAACCAAACCAACUAAUACUCGAAAUAUGCCACCGCGCUCAUCGUCGCGCGUCGUAUCCAAACCCGCAUCGGGUUCGGCGUCCAAGCCUUCAUCGAAGAAGGCUACAUCCAAGCCCGCCACCAAACCCAAGUCGUCGUCCAAGGACAUGGACAAGGACGACAACAAGGAGCCAGCAAAGCUCCCCGCAACCAAGGCCAAGACUGCCCCCAAAGCCAAGGCUGCACCCAAGGCCAAGUCAGCAUCCAAGGAAAAGUCUCCGGCCAAGGUCGAGGAAAAGCCAGCCCCGGCCCCCAAGGCCAACGGCACCAAGAAGAGGGGUGCCUCUGAGCAGCCCAAGGAGGCCGUUAAGAAGCGCCGCAUCGGGGCCGUCAUCAACCAGAUUGCCCAGCCCGUGGACCAGGGCCUCAGUGUCUUUGUGUGGGGCACUGGCGACAACGGCCAGUUUGGCACCGGCCCGGACGAGCUCGAUGAGAAACCCCGGCCUCAGCUCAACAAGUGGUUUGAGGAGCAGCGUAAGGAGGGAAACCUUGGCUCGGGGCCUGACAAGGGUGGCAUGGAGGCGAUCGCCGCUGGGGGUAUGCACUCCCUUGGUAUCGAUGGGCGUGGCCAGGUCCGCUCAUGGGGCAUCAACGACGGUGCCAUGCUUGGCCGCCUGACGACCAACAUCCCAGACCCGUCCAAUGACGGAGAGACAAUUCCUUUUGAAAACCUUGAGACCCAGCCCCUCGUCAUUGAGGCGCUCAAGGACGCCGGAUUCCGCGCCGUCAAAGUUGCCUGUGGUGACGGUGUUUCUAUCGCGAUCAACGACGCUGGUGAUCUCCGCGCCUGGGGCUCUUUCCGCUCCAACGAGGGUCCUUUGGGCUUUGACGGCGUCCCCGGCCACGACAAGAAGCAGUUCAACCCUAUGGAGCUGCCCGCGCUUCGUGCCGUCGAAUUCGCCGACGCCGCCUGCGGCUCGGACCACGUUCUUGGUCUCACCACUGACGGCUGUGUCUAUGUGUGGGGCAAUUCCCAGCAGGGCCAGCUUGGACGCCGCGUAAUGGCCCGCCGCCCACUCAACGCCCUCGAGCCGGAGCGCCUGGGCUUGCGUAAAAUUGUGACUGUCGGAGCUGGCAGUUACACCUCGUUUGCUGUUGACCAGGCCGGUAAGGUCUACGCAUGGGGCCUCAACACGUUCAAGCAGUGCGGCAUUAGUGGACGUGAGGGCGAGGAGGAGAUGAUUCUCAGCCCUACCGAGGUCAAGAGCCUCGCACCAAAGGCGCAUGGCGGCGCACGGGUCGUCCAGAUCUCGGGCGGCGAGCACCACACGCUCUUCCUCUUCUCUGACGGCUCUGUGUGGGGUUGUGGCCGCGCAGACGGCUACGAGCUGGGCAUCUGCGACGACCACCCAGCUCAGGAGGGCCUCAAGGAGCGCAAGGAGGAGAUUCGUGCCGAGAAGCAGAAGAUUGUAGACGAGCGCAAGGCGAAGAAUGACAAGGUCAAGAACGACCCUUCGGCUACCCAGGAGGAGAAGGAGGAGGCCGAGAAUGAGCUCGCGACGGCCGAGGCCUCGCUCCGUGUCAAGUCGAACGAGUACGUCCCGGAGCCAAUUCGUAUCUGCUUCCCGGAAAGCCCCGCAAAGUACGGCGACGUGCCCGAACUGGAUGAGUACACCGAGGACAUUGUCAACCCUAUCACCUCGAUCUCGUGCGGCCCGCGCUACAACGUCGCGGUCUCGCGCUCCGGGUGGGCAUACACCUGGGGCCUUGGCCAGGGGUGUGAGCUUGGGUUGGGCGGCGACACGGAUGAGGCCGAGACGCCGACCCUCUGCCGCUCCAAGCAGUUGCAGCCAUACGACGCCGUCUCGGCCAGCGCAGGCGGCCAACACUGCGUUCUCCUCGCCAAGAAGCGUGAGGAGGACUAG
This is a messenger RNA of Cutaneotrichosporon cavernicola, 1956 nucleotides long. RefSeq lists its product as uncharacterized. The record is from RefSeq and is a predicted model, not a curated record. Gene Ontology annotation, cellular component: cytoplasm. The coding region runs from base 1 to 1956 and encodes 651 amino acids. Lineage: Eukaryota; Fungi; Basidiomycota; Tremellomycetes; Trichosporonales; Trichosporonaceae. The transcript is spliced from 7 exons. Gene Ontology annotation, molecular function: guanyl-nucleotide exchange factor activity.